Chroicocephalus ridibundus (black-headed gull) is the source of this 2330-nucleotide messenger RNA. RefSeq names its product NFKB inhibitor interacting Ras like 1 (gene NKIRAS1). Gene Ontology annotation, biological process: Ral protein signal transduction; canonical NF-kappaB signal transduction. The coding region runs from base 245 to 820 and encodes 191 amino acids. The transcript is spliced from 5 exons. Gene Ontology annotation, molecular function: GTPase activating protein binding; GTPase activity; GTP binding. The record is from RefSeq and is a predicted model, not a curated record. NCBI's taxonomy places the organism in Eukaryota, Metazoa, Chordata, Aves, Charadriiformes, Laridae.
CAAUAGGCGGAAGGAGGCGGGGAUUAACCGGCCAAUGGGCGCCAGGGGGCGGGGCUCGUCCCGCCAGGCCGGCGCGGCUCAAUGGGGCGCUGUGGAAAGCUGCGGCCCAGAUUCUUGCUUCGCGGAGCGUAUCCCCUCCCACCCCCCGACAUUCACCAGUUAAACUGGGAUCGAAACAGGACAAGGCCAGCCCCUCCUGGUCCUACAAAAGGGAUCCCCUGCUGACGCUGCCCUCGCGGGAAAGAUGGGAAAGGGCUACAAGGUGGUGGUUUGUGGAAUGGCCUCAGUGGGAAAGACUGCGAUUUUGGAGCAGCUUCUCUAUGGAAAGCAUACUGUUGGGUUAGAAGAGGCUGCCACAGUGGAAGAUGUGUAUUUGGCGUCGGUGGAGACAGACCGAGGCGUGAAGGAACAGUUACGGCUUUAUGACACCAGGGGUCUGCAGGAGGGCGUAGAAUUGCCAAAACACUAUUUCUCUGUCGCUGAUGGCUUCGUUCUCGUGUACGCAGUGACCAGCCUCGAAGCUUUUCAAAGAGUUGAACUGCUCAAAAAGGAGAUUGACGUCUUCAGAGACAAAAAGGAGGUAACAGUCAUUGUCUUGGGAAACAAAACUGACCUCCUGGAUCAAAGGCAAGUGGAAACCGAAGCAGCACAGCAAUGGGCAAGGGCCGAGAAAGUGAGACUGUGGGAAGUGACUGUGACAGAUCGAAAAACACUGCUUGAGCCCUUCACCUUCUUAGCGAGCAAACUCUCCCAGUCCCAGAACAAAUCAACAUUUCCCUUGCCUGGAAGGAAGAGCAAAGGGAAUAACUGCGAUAACUAAGUUACCUUAGUAUUGUCUGCUGCUGGCCAGGUCACAACCGAAGUCCUUUCCGUGCCAUUUGCUUCUCACAGUUUCACUUAAAGCAAUAAUCUCAUUCAGCAAUAAAAUCAGCAAGCUUAUGGCUAAGAUGUAUCCUUCCUUCUCACAGGCUUGGCUUGAAAAAGUCACUGAUGGUAGAAGCCUUAAAAAGCACUUAUCGAGAGGAGUUAUCUUGCAACAAGGGUUAUGGAGGAGGGAGGGACAGGUGGACACCUCUGUCAGAGGCUUUGACUAUGCCUGGACACAACCGUGUUGAGGGACAAAUCAACAAGCUUAGCGUUAAGCAGCCCCCCUGCAGAUCUAUAGCACUAGGCACAAACAGUACUAGCUGCAAUAAAGCAUUAAAUGUGGAGAGAGAGAAUGUGUUUGAAUUGGCAACAGUCCUUUUACCUUGACCUUAAAAGGGCCACAGGGCUUUUUGAUGCUACAGGAGGCUGAGGUCAGCGUGUUGUUGCAGGAGCAGGGUUUGGGGCAGGAGGAACAACUACCAGCAGAUUCAGCUGCUGAAGUUCUGCUAGCGUCUGGAAGAAAGAAUGAAAAAAAAAAAAAAAAAAAAGAAGAAGAAAAAAAACCCUAAAUCUUGUGGGAUACCAGAACAGAUGGUGAACUCAAGGUGAGGCCCCACCUUGAGUACUGUGUCCAGUUUUGGGCCCCUCACCACAAAAAAAGACAUUGAGGUCCUAGAGUGUAUCCAGAGAAGGGCAAUGAAGCUGGUGAAGGAUCUAGAGCAUGAGUCUUAUGAGGAGCGGCUGAGGGAACUGGGGAUGUUUAGCCUGGAGAAAAGGAGGCUGAGGGGAGACCUUAUCGCUCCCUUACAAGUAACCUGAAAGGAGGCUGUAGCCAGGUGGGGGUCGGUCUCUUCUCCCAAGUAACAGGUGAUAGGACAAGAGGGAAUGGCCUCCAGUUGCAGCAUGGGAGGUUUAGACUGGAUAUUAGGAAAAAUUCUUCACUGAAAGGGUUAUUAAGCAUUGGAACAGGCUGCCCAGGGAAGUGGUUGAGGCAUCAUCCCUGGAGCUAUUUAAAAGACGGGUAGACAUAGCGCAUAGAGAUAGGGUUUAGUGUGGGUUUUGUCAGUGUUAGGUUGAUGACUGGACUCAAUGAUUUGAAAGGUCCCUUCCAACCUAGGCAAUUCUACGAUUCUAGAUCUACCCCGACAUGAAGGUUAUCAGCAAAGUCUGGCAAAUAGUGCUUUCAGCUCAGGGAUUUAUUUGGACAAACCAGAAAAGCUCUCAGAGCACUCAUUAAUUUAACUGCGACCUGAAGGACAACAUAGCUGUAGCUGCGUUUGUUCCAGCAUGUCCAGUACAAAUCAGUCCCAUUCACAUAGGUGAUAAUUUUACCAAGGAAUUAUAUGGAACAGCUUUGUACGCAGGAGGUAGCGCCCAGGCUCUGCUUAGUGCAUUGCCUAAUACUCCUACCCGGCUGUACAGCCCCGCUGCACCGAUCCACCCUCGGUACAAAGCUACAGGCC